AUGGUGACCAUCGCUGUUAUGGCACCAAUCAUCUACGAUCUAAAUUCUGGUGCAGAACUCACAUCUGUCGAACAACAACGUGCUGAAAUAGCUGUUCAGAAUGAACUGGUGAUCAGUGCUGAAAAAAUGAGGAAAUAUAUUCAGAUGCACAAUCGUUUCAUCGUUCAAGAAAAUAAUUAUGAUCAAUUACAGAUAACACUUGAUAGUUUAAAACAAACGACUUUGAACAUCAUCGGACAUUGUGAAGACUUUGGUAUCGUUCCCGUCAAUACGAAAAAUCCGAUUAUCACACCUCACAUGUUAUCCUACAUGAUUACGCAGUUCUUAAUAACAAACGCACAUGUCACACAAGUACGGCUAUUCGUUUGUCUUGCUGCACCCUCAUUCCUAAAUGAAUUAGUCACGGAAGUAAUUAGAAGACUUUCCGAAUACACUAAUGAUACGAGCAGAGAGAUUAGAUUUAUUGCUCCACAAGGUUUGUCUUAUACGCAUAAACGAACAGAAGUUGUUUUACACGAUGUGCCCGAAACAGUUGAAUUACUUGGUCAAUCGUCCGGCAAAGAAGAACGUCGAAUUGUUAGAAAAUGGACAAUGUACGAUGAAACAGCUUAUAUGAUAAUUAUCGUGACCUUGGAGAAGAGGAUGUUAAUUAAUAGACAAACAACAUAUGCUGCUCUCAUACGAUGA
Adineta ricciae is the source of this 687-nucleotide messenger RNA. The record is from the annotation of a GenBank genome assembly. NCBI's taxonomy places the organism in Eukaryota, Metazoa, Rotifera, Eurotatoria, Adinetida, Adinetidae.